AUGGAUACCACCCCAGCCUACCAGAAGCUAGUCGCCGAGUUCCGUGAACUGUCCCAACACGCUCCCCAGGGUGUCGCUGCCGGACCCAUUAGCGAGGACAACUACUUUGAAUGGGAGGCCGUCAUCGAGGGACCAGAGGGUACGCCAUACGAGGGAGGCAUCUUCCCAGCUGUCCUGAGCUUCCCCCAGAACUACCCUGAUGCCCCACCCUCCGUCAAGUUCAGCGGCCAGAUGUUCCAUCCCAACAUCGACCAGGAAGGCAAGAUGCAGAUCCCGUUGUUGCAGGCAGGAAAGGACGCAUGGUCGUCGACUGAUGGUGUCGAGAAAGUCCUGAAAGAGGUUUCCUACAUCUUAACCCACCCCAACCUCGCCAUCGCCGUUAACAAAGAUGCAUCCUGUCAGUGA
Molecule: messenger RNA, 405 nt
Organism: Linnemannia hyalina
Lineage: Eukaryota; Fungi; Mortierellomycota; Mortierellomycetes; Mortierellales; Mortierellaceae
Source: the annotation of a GenBank genome assembly